AUGUUCCUCAUUCCCUCAAAGUUUCGCCGGGAGACGCAAGAAACGGAACCCGGCCUGCCCCGACGGCAGGAAGAGGGAUUGGCAGUGAAAAUUCAAGACAGAGACGACGAGGACGAAAUCAUAGUAGAAUGGGAGGGCAAAAAUGACCCGGAAAAUCCUCAGAACUGGUCUACACAUUUCAAAUCAUGGAUCACCUUUCAACUGAGCUUGUUGGCGUUUGCCGCCAGUCUGGCCUCGAGCAUUAUCUCCCCGGCAAAUGGAACGAUAGCAGAAUACGUCGGUGUUAGCCAGAAUGUGGUGGUCCUCAAUGUUUCUCUUUACAUUAUUGGGUUUGCAUUUGGUCCUCUAUUAUGGGCUCCUAUUUCAGAGAUAUGGGGCCGGCGCGUAUCAAUGCUGCCGCCCAUGACAUGUCUAGGACUUUUCUCCAUUGGAACAGCAACUAGUCAAAACGCCCAGUCGAUCUUCAUCAAUCGUUUUUUCGGUGGUCUCUUUGGCUCUGCUGCCGUCAGUAAUGUGAAUGCUGCUCUAGGAAAUAUCUGGUCACGAGAAGCUCGAGGAACCGCUGUUACAUUAUACGCCGUCUGUGUCGUCGGAGGCCCGACUAUUGGACCAACGACAGGAGCAGCCAUUCUCACCAACCCUCAUCUUGGAUGGCGAUGGACAGAGUACAUGACAGCAAUCACCAGUUUUGCAGUGGUGGGACUAACAUAUUUCUGCAUGCCAGAGAUGUAUCCUCCCGUGCUGCUGAAGUGGAAGGCCCAAAGACUGCGGAAGGAAACCGGGAAUCAAAGGCUCUACCAUCCUCACGAAAGACUCAAACUCGAUCUCAAAUCAAUCAUCACCAAGCAACUUUCGCGACCUUUGAUGAUGUUGUUCACCGAGCCCAUGGUCACUUGCAUAGCAUUCUACGCAUCUUUUGUCUAUGCAAUACUUUAUCUCACGCUGGAAGUCUUUCCCAUUGUAUUUGAAGAACAAAGAGGCUACUCUCCGGUCGUAGCCUCCGUUCCAUUCCUUGGAUUAUUUGUUGGAGUGUUAUGUGCUCUUGUCAUCAAUCUUGGAAACCAGCCACGAUAUAUUCGAAAAUGUCGCGCUGCAAAUGGAAGACCUGUUCCUGAAGCAAGGCUGCCUCCUCUCGCCAUCGGUGCUGUUCUCAUGGUAGCAGGCUUAUUUUGGUUUGGAUGGACUAGUGAUCCAAAAGACUCCUGGGUACUUCCAUCACUUGCCGCGGUAUUCAUUGGUGCGGGCUUCAAUACGAUAUUUCAGCAAUGUAUCAAUUACCUUGUUGACGUUUACGGUCUUUAUGCCGCCAGCGCCACAGCAGCCAAUACUUUCCUCCGCAGUAUCAUGGCCGCCGGUUUGCCUCUCGCAGCACGACCAAUGUCUCAUCAGCUUGGAGUCGGACCCGCAAUGUCCAUACUUGGAGCUAUCGCAGCAACCAUGCUUCCUGUACCGGUCUUGCUUAUGAAAUACGGCCUCGCUCUAAGGAAACGAUCCACUUUCGCCCCAGUAUCGGAUGAUUGA
Molecule: messenger RNA, 1521 nt
Organism: Rhinocladiella mackenziei CBS 650.93
Lineage: Eukaryota; Fungi; Ascomycota; Eurotiomycetes; Chaetothyriales; Herpotrichiellaceae
Exons: 3
Coding region: 1-1521 (506 amino acids)
Biological process (GO): transmembrane transport
Molecular function (GO): transmembrane transporter activity
Source: RefSeq, a predicted model, not a curated record